ACGAGGAAGCGGGAGGGUGCAGCAGUGGCAAAACAACACACAGGGCCUUGAGUGUUUCCCCAAUGUUCCGUUAUGCAGUGUAGAAGAGCACUAUGCAAACAGUAGAGCACAGCUCGGCCGUAUCGUGUUACACCGUGUGGCUCAGUCUCAUGUCAGAACGUGUCAGGGUGAGUCCUGACAGGGCGCUGCAGGUUGUAAUCGAAAAUGUCGAACUAAUGCAGUGACGCGUCUGGCUCAUUAAACUUGCCAGAAUAAACGGCGUCUGCGUUAUAACCACGUUAUAGCAUGUAGCUUGUUUUUAGCCUACAGUGAAUGCAGUUAGGACGAACUGAAACCAAAAAGAAAAAACUACACGUAGGCUGAAAACAUGUCAGGCUGACUGUGGGGGUUUUUCGCUCAUCUCGACUCGUGUAGUUUCUCAUUCUGCGAUGGAAACGGUGCAGCAAAGUCAAGAUGCCAGAAGGAUUAACGAGUGUUUGGCGACGACGUUUUCAGCUCUCACCGUGGACGACGUGUACGAAAUCGCCAAACUCAUCGGCUCUGAAGUGGAGAAGCUCAUUGACCACUACGGCAAGGCCAGCGUGGAGGGUCUGGUACCGAAGAUAGUGAAAGUGUUGGAGCUGCUGGAGAGCUUCGCCGCCCGGAAUCAGUCACAGAGGAGCAAAGAAGAGGACCUGCUGAAGGCGUUUGAGACGCUACAGGUACAGCAGCAGAAGAAGCGCAGUACGAGGGAAUGCGAGGAAGGCAACAGCACCGACUUCAAGGACUGGCAGCAGAAGGAGCAGAAAUGGAGGCUGAAGGUGGACGAGCUGCAGGCUCAGGUGCUACAGCUGCAGGAGGAGAACCAGGGGCUGCUGGGCCGCCUACAGAGCUCUCUCUCGAAGGAAGACCAAACACAGCGUCAGGAGAGAGAGGUGAUGCUCAAACUUAAAGAGGUGGUGGACAAACAGCGUGAUGAGCUCAGAGCAAAAGUGCAAGAAAUAUCCAGAAUGUCUAAAGAAGUGGAAGCGCUUCAGGAGCAGCUGGACCGCUUUAUGAAGAUGAACGGAGAGCUGAGGCAUAAGCAGAGCAUGAUGCAGGCUCAGCUCAAGAGUGCUGGGGAAAGGAGAGCAGACAUGGAGGCUGACCUGUGUGAGAAAAAGAAAGAGAUAGAACGACUCACCACACAGCUGGAGCAGAGCAGCACAAGCAUUUCUGCUAGCACGAAUAGUCCAGCCAUUGACCUUACUGAUAAGAUGAUCAUUAACCUGAAGGACCCGAAUCGGCCCUGUUUCACCAAGCAGGAAGUGAGGGACAUGCUUUUUGAGAGGAAUGAGCUGAAAACCAAUCUCUUUCUGGUGCAAGAAGAGCUUGCUUACUACCAAAGAGAGAUCCUAAAUGACGAGAGGUGUCCAGGUUUUUUGCUGGAAGCGGUGCGCUCUGCUAUAAAGAAACAGAGGACGGUCAUCAAGGCCAAAAUGCUGGGCAUUCCAGAGGAUGAAUGCAGCAGUGACGAGGAGAAGGGUCCUUUGUUUGAGAGAAGAGAGACUGAAGACACUGACACAGACUGCACUGACAGUAAACCACCAGAAUCACGCAUCAGAAACCUCUUUGGCUUCCUGACCCGUUCAAGCAGUGGCAAGAGCCCCAGCCAUCAGACGUCCAGCUCCACAUGGGAGAUCAUCAACCCAGACGAACAGGAGCCCGAGGUGGAGACUGAACCCAGACAUUCUCCCUGAGAAUUAAAUUCACCCUGUCUGACAAUUUACCCAGCUGAAGUAGUGGUGUUUGGAGAUCUACAGCUUUUAGGCUGUACAUGCUCUGAAGAGCAUUUAGGAUUUGAUGACAGCACUUCAGGAAAAACAGAGUGAUGUAGUCACUCUGUGAGACCAUUCGAAUUGGUUAGAAGCAGCAAAGGAAACCACUGGUAAAAUAAUGAGAGCAUUUAUUUUAUAUACUAAAACUAUAUAUUUGAAACUUUUAUGUAGCUGUCAUAUGUUAUGUACCAUAGAUGUCUGUGAGAACACAGUUGUUUUCUAUGAAGGGUCGAAACUGUUAUUUUUGUAGAGCAUAUUUUACUAUGAAUUUUAACCAAAGAUGACCAUGUAUAUUAAAACCAGCACCAAAGACAAUCACAGAAAUACUAUUUUUGGCCACCAGGGGGCAUUAGAGCAUUUUGUAUUUUUGGUUAAUUCUGACCUAAUUAAUUGUACGUGUUAGACUCCUUAGGCUCUUGUUGAUGUUUUUGGGUUUUCUUUUUAGCAUGCCUUUAAGUAGAGUAAUGCUUUCAGUGUUUUGGAGCAUUGCAGCCAAUGUAUGCAUAUGCAGUAACUGUGGAUUUUCUUUUGAUAGACAUACCAGUUUUUGUCUGUACUUCACAUUUGAGAUACAAUUUUUUCCUUUAAAUGCAGCAGGACUUGGUUUGCCUAAAUGUCUUAUAUGAAUCAUAGUGUGAAAAGCAAUGGUACAUCACAAAAGUAAGACUUUAGUCCUAAAAUCCUUCAUGAAAUGUAGGUAAAAAAUGAAAUUGUGGGUAAAACGUGAGAUAAAAAAGUAGCUGUUGUUUUUCCAGACUUGAACAAAAUGUGAAACAUUGUUAGGAUUUAUUGAAAGGCCAAAGAUCUUUUCAGAAACAUGACAUUUACUGUAUGAAUAUGAGAGAUUUCAUAAACGGGGCAUUGUGUUUGUAGCAUUGGAUUGGCUGCUGUUUGUUUUUGUCUAUCUGUUUGUCUUUAGGUGUUCACUCAGAGGAAGCCUCUGUUUCCUUUAGGGGAAACCAGACAUCAUGUGAGUGCUACCAGACCAUAAUAGUCUAUUGGGCAGACAUAAAGACACAGUGACCAUCUCUGCUCUGUCCACAGUACUGCUCAUGUAGUGAAUUUAGUAGUACUUUCACGUUAUUUUUGUAUACAUUAUGUGCAUAAAGAUUUGAGCUAUAAAUCGAAAUAAAUCUUUCAUUGAAUCUA
Pygocentrus nattereri (red-bellied piranha) is the source of this 2945-nucleotide messenger RNA. RefSeq names its product Rab interacting lysosomal protein. Gene Ontology annotation, biological process: cilium assembly. Gene Ontology annotation, molecular function: protein dimerization activity. The record is from RefSeq and is a predicted model, not a curated record. NCBI's taxonomy places the organism in Eukaryota, Metazoa, Chordata, Actinopteri, Characiformes, Serrasalmidae. Gene Ontology annotation, cellular component: cytoplasm; ciliary basal body. The transcript is spliced from 8 exons. Bases 429 to 1718 code for a protein of 429 amino acids.